This is a messenger RNA of Syzygium oleosum, 991 nucleotides long. RefSeq names its product F-box protein SKIP22-like. NCBI's taxonomy places the organism in Eukaryota, Viridiplantae, Streptophyta, Magnoliopsida, Myrtales, Myrtaceae. The transcript has 2 exons. Bases 75 to 590 code for a protein of 171 amino acids. The record is from RefSeq and is a predicted model, not a curated record. Gene Ontology annotation, molecular function: protein binding.
GGUCGACACGCACUCUUCGUGUUUUGCAGGAAGCAUCGGAUCGGAUCGGGUCUCUCCUCAAGGGCACCGAGGGCAUGGAUUCUGAGAGUUGUCACGGUUUAGGACGGUGGCCUGAGGCGGCGGCGGCGGCGGCGGCUGCGGAUUCGGAGAUGACCGAUUUGGUUCCUGGAGAUGGACAGAAGAAAGCCGAUGCUCCGAUAAGCGCCGAGGGUCGACGUAAUUCUUCUUCCGGAAGUGUUGAUCUUGAUGGCGCUGCGGAUGGGUCGGCUGUGGUUGGCGGGAGAGCUGGCUUGCCGGUCCAGUCCUGUUUUGCAUGGCUUCCCGUCGAACUGAAGCUCAAGAUUCUCAAAUCGCUUCCCCGCAUUGACCUCGCGAGGGUAGGAUGCGUGUGUUCGGAACUUCGGGAUUUGGCAUCCAAUGAUGACUUGUGGAAGCAGAAGUACGUGGAGGAGUUUGGAGAGCCGAUGGCAUACGAAGGGACGAUCCCCUGGAAGCAGCUUUUCGAAAAACGGUCGUGGACAGUGAGGGAGAUCAGAAGAUGGAGAGCAAAUGAAAUCAGACUCCUUAGCCUUCCCCUUUUUAGAAUUUGAAGGGGUCUCAGUACCUUGUUGUUUGAGGAAUUACAGGCUGUGAUUGUGAUCGCUUAUCUGGUCUUUUGGUUCCUCCUCCUUUCGGACAGCCAUUGUCAAGUUCAACUCUUACCCUGACUGCAAUCUGGGAGGAUUAACUGCUGAUGUGAGUCGGGAUUUGAGCAGAUCUCGAUGACCGUCGCGCAAUAGCUGCCGACAUAGUGUAGCACUUAAGGUAUUAUGAAAUGGUUGCUGUAAAGAUAGAAUUGGGUGCUUAGCCCUUAGGAAGAUGAGGAUUGAUUGGAACUUGGACAAAGGUUGGAGUUUUACUGUUAAUUUAGUUUUACAGAAGUCCUCGCUUUCCAUGUUUACCUACCAAUACUGACUACUCCAUUGUACAUGAAGUUGUGUGUUCUUGACAA